Cyclocybe aegerita is the source of this 3435-nucleotide messenger RNA. The record is from the annotation of a GenBank genome assembly. NCBI's taxonomy places the organism in Eukaryota, Fungi, Basidiomycota, Agaricomycetes, Agaricales, Hemipholiotaceae.
AUGCUUAUAAGACGGCGAUGGAUGAUUUCUGACACCUCUUCCAUGUCUUCCCUCGCCGGUAUGCUCGAACCCGAGAUUCUGACCAACAUUGCCCGCACUCUUCGGAUUUCAAAAUCUACGCAGCUCGCCGGGUUCAUAACCCUAGUAUAUGAUCAUGUUCUAACGAUCGAUGACGAGAUGCAGGCGGAACGCAUCUGGAAGGAACGCUUAUCAGGAGCAUCACUUCUUUUCCUCCUCAACAGAUAUGUCUCCUUACUCCGAGCUAUUGUCGGUAUCGCAGCGUUUCACCACCCUCGGUGGGCAGGAGCCAUAUGCGACCAUGUUGUCCACUUCCUGGGCUCUUCGAGUGUUGUAGUCACGAGCCUAUGCGGAUUGCUUAUGAUAUUGCGAGUCUACGCCCUAUACCGGCGUUCAAAUACGCUCCUGGCCUUCCUACUCUCAAUAUGGAUCGCACAGCUCGUUGCGUCGGCAGUAGGUGUAAGUAAAGCCGAAGCCUUGCAACUUCCGCCCGGACCUGGUUUCGUCGGAUGCAUCUUGUCCGCGCCAAGCAAAUGGUUCGCCGUAAAUUGGGCCGGCCCACUCAUCUUGGACGGUACCGUCUUUUUUCUGACGCUCUGGCGCACACGCGAAUACAUUUUCUCCUCGGAUAGAAUACCAUUACUUCAUAUCCUAGUCCGUGACGGCACGCUGUACUUCUUGGUGAUCUUUUUGGUCAACCUUUCAAAUGCCUUCCUAUUCUUUUUCGCCCCUCAAAAUCUCAAGCCCGUUACUUCGCCAUUGAGUGUCAUGCUGACCUCAACUAUGGUUUCUCGCCUCGUCCUCAAUCUCCGAUCUGCUCCUUCUGCUGGGAUUAAUAUCGUCAACACGGCUGUAUUGCCUCGCCCGAACACAUCCAUCGUGUUCAGCACGAUGGCUACGCUUGCUAUUGGAAAUAUGGGAGAGGAUGGGGCCCUCGAAGGCAUCCAAGCCCGCCUCCGUCAGACCCUUGCAUCCCUCUCGCGGGUAUCUGAGACCCAUCUAAACGCGUGCCGACCUAUCCUGUAUCGUAACCUUUCUCUAAAGAACUCACGUUCAAACCACGAGACCAUCUCCCUUCUUCUCGACUCCUCCCUUGCUGUGAGUUGUGAAAGGUUGGAAUUGAUAACGGAUACCCCUCUGAAACAAGCAGCAUGGGUGCCGUUGGACGCCAUAAAGCACAUGGAGAACCUUCGAGUGUUGGUUCUGGGUGGUGCGUCACCGUUUCCUGACAGCGAACACCAGCAGGAAUUCGUCGGGGUCUUGUCGAAAUACUGCCCAAACUUGAAGGAGUUGGAAGUGAAUGUCAGUUCACAGCACCCGAGGUUUGAUAUUGAGCCGUUGCAGGGGGACUUCGGUAUAAAGGGUCUAACAAAGCUGAAAUGGCUGUGUACACGCGGUGUGUACCUCUGUCUUUCCAGCUGCUCUCCUGAGCGCUCAUUCCUCAUCGUCAGGGGUUCGUAUCGCAAGCAUGGCACUCCAUUUUCCCACCCAGCAUCUCGCUCUCUCCUUCAAGCAUCCAGAACGACGUUGACCCAUAUUUCUUUCCCCAAUGAAAUUGACGACUUCGAGGCUGCAAAUAUCGUUCAAUUCAGCGCCCUUCAUUUUCCGGUGCUCCAGUCAUUGGUUUUAGGACCUUGGCUCGAUGUCUUCACCGAGGAACCACCGAGCGCCCUGGUUCGCUUCCUCGCCGCUCAUCCAACCAUCACCGACUUCGACCUCGGAUACUUCUCAGACGAUGAAUUCCGUGCAGAUCUCGAGCCCGCUGCCCUUCAAGCCGCCACAACUCCCGUUCUUCCUGCUCUACGCCAUCUCCAUGCCCAUCCAUCGCCUAUUUGCGAUCUGGCCCGGCAUGCACCAUUGUGCUUCAAGUCGCUCACGUCUCUGGAGGUGGGAACCGGUCUCGAAGAAGACGUUCCAUACGAGUACCGCCAGCUUUUCACGGCUCUCAAGGCCAUCGGCGGCCUGCCAAACCUGAAGAGGCUUCGGUACUAUGUUGGCGAGUCGGAAGGAGACGACGUCAUGUGCAUGGAGGCAUUUUCGUCUCUUUGUCCCCUUUUGGAGGUAUGGGCGGGCGACCUCCCUUGGGAGUUGUUGGGACAUCUUUCGAAGUUCAAGAAUCUACGCGAGGUAUUCGUCAGGCGUACGACAAUACCCGAACCUUGCCGUCUGUCCGUCACCCAUGAAGCCACGAAUUUAGGAUCGAAGUGUCUACAGCUCUCAAAAUUUGUUGCUAGAUACACCGGAAUCCCAAGGGCAGUGUUCGUCGUCCGUAUUUCUCGAAAUUUGGAAGAGUGUAUUACGUCCACCAAUCUCAGUGAGGAGGAUCCUCUUCAGGCUCAGACGAUUGCACACCUCUGUGCUUUGGCCACUCCAGGCUCGACGUCAUUGGCCGACGACUCGGAGAUCACGGACAUGCGACAACAAGAUGGCAAGAAAGUCAUCGCGCACCAGGAAGUCUGUGAGGGUUCAAUCUGGAAUGCCAAUAUCCGCUUCGCCUCCCUCCUCAAAACACUUUGCGAGGACGAGGCCUAUACGAAGGCUAUUCAUCCACAAGUCAUGACGCAACUCCUGACUUGCAGAGUUGGCCGCACUUCCGUCUUCGAGGAAUACACAUGGUCGAAGCUGCCUGUCCCGUGGGUUAUCUACGAUCUGACCUUGAGGCCAGCACGUGUCCCAUGGGGAGUCUAUUUCGGAGGAGUGUUAGCUGGUGAGAUUGGGAGUGAUGAGAGAACCUUGGACGCAGCCGAUCCUAGAAAAGGCAAACGCUUCACGCAAAGCGAGGCGAGCCCAAAGCAAACCCUUCUCCCGAACCACUAUGUUGGCCAAGCUACACCUCGAGACACGGCGCACCCACUCAAGAUCAUCAAAAAGACUGACAAUGGUCGGAAAAGUAUAGAAUAUCUCUCUCCCGAAGAACUUCCUCUGAGGAGACGAGCUGUGUCUGCUGAAUAUUUCAACCAUGUUUACUAUCUGGAGCAUUGCCUUCCUUCCAUCCAACAAAUCGUCAAGAGGUUGCACGCUAUACGCGAGGAAUACGCCCUUUCUGCACGUGCAGUCAACAACGUCGCGAAUAACUCAGCCUACACAAUGGGGAAGCUAUCCAAAGUCUAUAUCCUAACGAAUGGUUGGCCAUCAUUCGUGAAUAGGCUAAGGGGCGAGCUGCUCAAAGACGGGUGGGAGGCGGUGUUUGGUACACUCGACAUGGAACGUGCGGUUCCGUGGUCGUCAUUCAAUGCACGCCACGAGGAUGACUCGUUGGCUUUGACGAAGGAAGAGCGCGGCGUCAGUGUUGCAAUCGACAUGGCACUUGCAGAGCGUGCGGAGGUUUUCGUUGAAAACGGGUCUGUCGGCCAACAUCGUUAUGCUGCGCGCAGCGAGAUCCUUUCCAACCUCUUGGAAUCGUCUGUUGUAGUCUGA